UUGACAGAUAUUUUUUAAGUGAAUACAAAAUUUUCUUGUGCAAAACUGUAUCGAGUAGAGGAAAAUCGAAGUUGAAAUGAAAUAAUUACCGAAAAAAAUUUAGAUAUAUUUUUGUAAAUUGUUAAUAACAUAAAGUACUUUUAGAUGCACAAAUAAAAUUCAAUAAUGAUUCAUAUGUCCCACCGGGAAAUUGUUGUGAUGGGCACAUAAAAGUGAAGUGCAUCAAAAAGUAGGAAAAAAGAAAAGUUUGACACACAUUCAAGUCGACGCAGACAUUUAUAAUUUUAUAUAAAAAAAGAAGUCAAAAAAGGAAAUAAACUUUUAUUUUAUAUUUUUAUAAGAUCUGAAAUUAAAAAAGGCAGCAAAAUGAUGCUCUCAUCGAUAAACAAUUCUUUUGAGCAGGACACUCAUGACACAGAUGCCAAUUGCGAUGGGCCAGAUUUGGAUUUUAUGUAUGCAGACGUCGAUACGUACCAAAAUGAAAUUGCCGAACUUUACAGCUAUACGGAGUUCAGUGAGUUCCAGCAGAAUGUUAAGGCAUUCGAAGAUCAAAUGGAAAUGUACGAUUUGCCACCCAACUGGCAGAAAUUAGACUCAAGUGCCCAACGUGGUAUAGUAAUGAAGUUGAUGGACCAAUUGGAGGUUUCGAAUCGAUCAUUUCGUAUGCAAGCUGCUAGGUGUAUACUGUAUUUGGCCCAAGGAUGUUGGGCAGAAGUUCAGUCUGAUGAAGAACAACAUCAAAAUACAAGAGAGAAUGUCAUUGUACUCUACGAAUUGGGAAUUUUUUCAUCAUUCAUAGACUUGCUGAAUAUGGAAAUCGAGAGUGCUUGCUCACCCGAUAUAGUGGCUGUUAAAAUUACCAAUGUCACCCUGGCCGAUUCGGCCGACUUGCGUGUAAUAUUGUCGGUACUAUACACGAUCACUGAAACAAUUCGCAAUGAGAAGGACAAGGAAAGUGAAGACUAUCGAAAGAUAGCUGAGUCAUUUGUCCAGGACAUAAAUAGUCCAUUGCCAGAUGGUGAACUGCUCUCAGUAAAGCUUCUAGGAAUGAUAACUCGCUUUUGUAGCGGAGCGGCACCACAUUUUCCAAUGAAAAAGGUGGUUCUGCUGCUUUGGAAAAUAUCACUGAUGGGUUUGGGUGGCAUGGAAGUUCUAAAGAAUCUCAAAAAUGAAUAUCGGGUUAAAGCGGGCUUAGAGCCGAUAUCAGAAGACACGCUUGAAGUAACCAAAUGCAUGCGCGCCAGUUCUCCUCCUGCAACAGCAGCUGACUACUUGGACAAUCAAAAUUUGAAGCGUAAUGCCUUCAGGCGAUCUCUAAUGAAACAAAGAUUUCUCGAUGAACAAGAGCAGAUGGAUAUGGAGUUGACGCCUGGAAAUGAAAGUGCACCAAAUGGCGGCAACAAUGGCUCUGGCAAUGGAGGCAAUCAAAAUGGCGAUGAUGACUAUUAUCGGCCUUUUGAAGAUCCCUCAUCAACCACCUCCACUUCUGGCAUUGCAACUGCAAAUCCUAACAAUUUGCCCAGUUACAGUGCGCAGCCUUCAGUGCAAGCUCCACAGAUUACCACUUGCUUACCGUGGACUCCCAAAGUGCGUCAGAAGGAUAUUGACCAGUUCUUGGAUAUAUCGCGAAACAAGUUCAUUGGCUACUCCCUAAUCGACGACCACGAAAGCUUAGCUGGUCUGCCACAGCCCAUACAUGAAGGUGUCGAGACAUUAAGACGUCAUAUGUAUGUAAGUCUCGCCGACAUUCAAAUAAAGAAGGAGGAAGAUAUUGCGAGGAAUCCGAUUUCCACUCAAGAGGACGAAAUUCAAAUGACUCCAUCUGAGGUUCUCUAUCAGGCCAUACUACCAAAUCUGCCGCAAUACAUGAUUGCACUGCUAAAAGUUCUACUGGCUGCUUCGCCUACUUCCAAAUCGAAAACCGAAAGUAUCAAUAUCAUGGCCGAUGUGUUGCCCAAGAAAAUGCCACUCACGGCCACACAGUCCACCAAACUGACCGUUGACAUGGGUCGCCACAAAGAGAUUAUCGUCAAAGCCGUUUCGGCCAUUAUACUGCUGUACUUGAAGCACUUUAAACUGAAUCACAUCUACCAGUUCGAAUUCAUGUCUCAGCAUUUAGUUUUUGCAAACUGUAUCCCGUUGGUAUUGAAGUUCUUCAAUCAAAACAUCACCGAAUUUGUCAGCAUGAAGAACACGAUACCAUUGUUGGAUUUUCCAUCGUGUGUGAUUGGAGAACAACCCGACUUGUCGGGCGAAAGUUUUGUUUAUAGCGGUGAUGUCACGGACAAACCAUAUUCGUGGCGAAAUGUUUUCUCAUGCAUCAAUUUGCUACGUAUACUAAAUAAACUCAUCAAAUGGAAGCAUUCACGUGUCAUGAUGCUGGUCGUUUUCAAAUCGGCGCCUAUUCUUAAAAAGACCCUUAAGGUGCGGCACGCCAUGAUGCAGCUGUAUGUUUUGAAACUACUAAAGAUGCAAACAAAAUAUCUGGGACGACAAUGGCGAAAAUCGAACAUGAAGACCAUGAGUGCUAUUUAUUCAAAAGUGCGCCAUCGUCUCAACGAUGACUGGGCAUAUGGCAAUGAUUUGGAAUCACGUCCAUGGGACUUUCAAGCUGAAGAAUGCACCUUACGCGCUUGUGUGGAUCGAUUCAAUCUGAGAAGGUAUCCCGAAGCCACUCAGAAGUGUGGAGCAGGUGGUAACAAUGGAAACUCUGCCAAUAAUUCGGAUAAUUCUUCGUCUGCCAAUGUAGCUGGUGGUAACGUUGAUGGUAAUGGUGGCGGUGGAGGCGUUGCAUACACAUCGGGCGCUGCAGGCAAUGGCAUAGUCUCGGGCGUUGGUGGACAAUUGCAAGAUUACGGUAUUGAAGGUGGUUUUCCGAGUGACGAAAUACUAACACAUUCAGAUUUUGCAUUCUUCGGCCAUUCUGGCUGGUGGGAUCGUAAAGUUGAAUUGACCGACUACUUUAAAGCUAAUUAUUCACUUUGGUUGGAAGAGGAAGUCUACAACAAUCAAACCGAUUGGGAUGAUCUCUAAAACAAACAGACUUACAAUUUGAAUCUUAUAUUUCGUGUUUAUAUGGCCCAUAAAACAGUUAAAAUAUUAAAAAUAGAUCAACUGUAGAAACAUUUAGAGUAACCACUUUAUAAGCAAUUUUUUAUUAAACAAAAAAGUAUCAACACCAAUUAUUUUAAUUUAUAUUGAAUGAUAUGGCAUCUAACUAUCUAUCUAUCGAAACACUUAUACGGAACAUGCAAAUACAAAAGAACAUACUGGCUUGAACAAACUUGAUCCUGUAAGGACUAUCCAGACUCACAUUUCAUGCUAUAAAUAAUUUGCAUAGCAUUUGAUGACAUGUCGUUUGCGAAAUGACAACACCGCCUUGAGGGAGUGAUCAUUUGAAGAAUAAACAUCAAAUAUUUAAAAGAAUUUAUUUAGUUGGUUUCACUUAUGCUGAACUCAUAUGCUGUUUGUGAACAUUAUGUAUGAUUUAAUAUUCAUUUCAGCGUUCGAAUUUCAUUUGCCUUUUAUUAAAUUAUCUACGAAUAUGAGUAUUUACAAGUAGUACAUAGUUUUUAUUUUGAUAUUUAUUUUAUUUGUGUGUAACUAAAAUAUAUUAUUAUUAUUGCAUAUUAACUAAAAA
Messenger RNA from Calliphora vicina (urban bluebottle blowfly), 3640 nucleotides. RefSeq names its product striatin interacting protein (gene Strip). NCBI's taxonomy places the organism in Eukaryota, Metazoa, Arthropoda, Insecta, Diptera, Calliphoridae. The transcript has 2 exons. Gene Ontology annotation, biological process: cytoskeleton organization. The record is from RefSeq and is a predicted model, not a curated record. Bases 367 to 3033 code for a protein of 888 amino acids. Gene Ontology annotation, cellular component: cytosol.